AUGCUCAGGGCUUCUUCAAGACUUAGAUUCGGCUUUCCACAAACACGGAUUGCAAGGUGGGCUAGCUCCAAAGUAAUAGGAAUUGAUUUAGGUACGACAAAUAGUGCAGUUGCAUACAUUAGAGAUCCGUUAGACCUCAAGUCAGUAACAAUUAUAGAAAAUGAUGAAGGAAGAAGAACGACUCCUUCUGUAGUAGGAUACGACGUAAAGAAUGGUACCUAUGUUGUAGGUGAAGCCGCUAAAAGACAAGCGCUGAUCAACCCCGAAAAUACCUUCUAUGCUACAAAAAGGCUCAUUGGACGCUCAUUUCAAGAUGCUGAAAUCCAAAAGGACUUGAAGCACAUGCCUUUCAAAGUGUUAGAAAAUCCUAGCAACAAGCAAGCAUAUUUAUCGACAUCGACAGGAGAAAUUAAAUCGCCGGGAGAAAUAAGUUCAGCAGUCUUAAGCUAUUUAAGGAAAACGGCAGAAAAAUACUUAAACGAAGAGAUCAACAAAGCUGUCAUUACAGUUCCUGCUUAUUUUAACGACUCCCAGAGACAAGCCACCAAAGAUGCUGGAAAAAUGGCAGGGCUGAACGUCCUCAGGGUUGUGAAUGAACCCACAGCGGCAGCAUUGAGCUUUGGUCUUAAUACGAGCGAAUAUUCCGGUGUAAUUGCCGUUUACGAUUUAGGUGGAGGAACCUUUGAUAUCUCUAUUCUGGAUAUCGAAAGUGGCGUUUUUGAAGUCCGGGCUACUAACGGUGACACCCAUUUAGGUGGUGAAGACUUCGACAACGUUGUGAUUAACUACAUUACCGAUAAGUUUAUUGAAGCCAAUCCAGACGUUGUCAAAGAAGAUCUUUUAAAAAAUCGGGAAGCAAUGCAACGGAUCAGAGCAGCUUCCGAGCAAGCAAAGAUAGAUUUGUCUCACGUCAAACACACUAGUGUCGAUAUUCCGUUUUUGCAUAAUAACAAACACCUUGAGAUACAACUUUCUGAAAGCCAGCUUGACAAAAUGACGUUAAGCCUUAUAGAGAAAACUAUUCCCCCUGUUAAGAGAGCCCUGAAAGAUGCGGAAAUUGAGCCAGAAGAAAUUGAGGAGGUAAUUAUGGUAGGCGGCAUGACGAGGAUGCCCAAGAUCAGAUCUACUGUCUCUGAAGUUUUUGAGAAGCAAGUUAAUACUACUGUGAAUCCCGAUGAGACUGUAGCUCUAGGGGCAGCAAUACAAGGAGGAGUUCUUUCAGGGGAGAUAAAAAAUGUCCUACUACUAGACGUGACGCCGUUGACUCUAGGAAUUGAAACCUACGGAGGGGUUUUUUCUCCACUUAUCCCACGUAAUACCACUGUACCUGUUAAAAAAACUGAAGUUUUCAGCACUGGUGUCGAUGGUCAGACAGGUGUCGAUAUAAGAGUUUUUCAAGGAGAGAGAGGCUUGGUCAAAAAUAAUAAACUAAUUGGGGAUUUUACUCUUGCAGGAAUCACACCGAUGCCCAAAGGUGUCCCACAAAUAGGAGUGACGUUUGACAUUGAUGCGGAUGGUAUCAUCAAUGUAUCGGCUGCAGAAACUGGCACUGGCAAAGAAAAAUCCAUUACGGUUGUAGCGAAUUCGGGUCUCACAGAAGAGGAAAUUAAUAAAUUGGUCGAAGAUGCCAAUGCCAAUAAAGAACUGGACAACUUGAUAAGACAAAGAGUGGAGCUUAUUACAAAGGCUGAUAUCAUGAUCUCGGAUACCGAGAAUGCAUUUAAACAAUUUAAGGAGACCAUCACGAAAAGUGAUUUAUAUCCUGAGGUGCUCGCAGACUUAGAAAGCACGCGUGCUAUGAUCACCAACUUCAAAGCGAACGAAUCAGAUUUAAAUUUGGACGUGAAUGACGUUAAGAGAGCCACAGACCAGGUACAGAAACGUGCCAUGCAACUUUUUCAAGAUGCGUCAAAGAAGUAG
This is a messenger RNA of Lachancea lanzarotensis, 1920 nucleotides long. It is a transcript of the gene SSQ1, whose product is annotated as LALA0S01e11188g1_1. Gene Ontology annotation, biological process: protein refolding; cellular response to unfolded protein. Gene Ontology annotation, cellular component: cytoplasm; mitochondrion. Gene Ontology annotation, molecular function: ATP binding; ATP-dependent protein folding chaperone; heat shock protein binding. Lineage: Eukaryota; Fungi; Ascomycota; Saccharomycetes; Saccharomycetales; Saccharomycetaceae. Bases 1 to 1920 code for a protein of 639 amino acids. The record is from RefSeq and is a predicted model, not a curated record. The transcript has a single exon.